GGCGGCGGGAGGCUGGCUGCAGAGCGGCUCUGAGUCCAUCCCAGUCUCUCCCAGUCCGCGCCUCUAUCCUGUCUCCGGCCGUCCCGCAGCAUGUACUCCACCAGGAUCGAGGUGCCCCGACGGGGGCGAUCCUUCGACUCCAUGAGCAGCAGCUUCGAGGAGAACCAGCUCAACAACGUGGUGGAGAACCUCUCCUCCCUCUCCGUCCUCAACGAGAUCUACAAGUCAAACUACAGUCGGAAUGAAGACAACAAAGAAAACAAAGACAACUCAUCUGAAAGGAGCAGAACUGCUGUCAUAUUCUCCUUAAAUAAUGAAGUUGGAGGACUUGUCAAAGCCCUGAAACUCUUCCAGGAAAAACAUGUGAACCUUGUGCACAUAGAAUCUCGAAAAUCUAGGAGACGAAAUUCAGAGUUUGAGAUCUUCAUAGCAUGUGACAGUAACAAGGAGCAGCUAGAUGAGAUCUUCCAUCUGUUGAAAUCCCAUGUCAACGUUGUGUCUGUGAACCCAACAGACAAUUUCACUGUGCAAGAAGAUGAUAUGGAAAAUACCCCUUGGUUCCCUAAGAAGAUCUCAGAUCUAGAUAAGUGUGCAAACCGUGUUCUGAUGUAUGGAUCCGAUCUAGAUGCAGACCAUCCGGGUUUCAAAGACAACGUUUAUCGGAAGAGACGGAAGUAUUUUGCAGAUCUAGCUAUGAAUUACAAACAUGGUGACCCAAUUCCAAAAGUUGAAUUCACUGAAGAGGAGAUCAGAACUUGGGGCACUGUAUUCCGAGAGCUCAAUAAGCUCUACCCAACCCAUGCCUGCCGAGAAUAUCUUAAAAACCUACCUUUACUAACCAAACACUGUGGCUACCGAGAAGACAACAUACCCCAACUUGAGGAUGUAUCGCGUUUCCUCAAAGAGCGUACUGGAUUUACAAUCCGCCCGGUUGCUGGAUAUCUGUCUCCCAGAGAUUUCUUGGCAGGCUUAGCAUUCAGAGUAUUUCACUGCACUCAGUAUGUAAGGCACAGCUCGGAUCCUCUUUACACUCCAGAACCUGAUACCUGUCAUGAACUUUUGGGCCACGUUCCUCUUCUGGCUGAACCCAGUUUUGCUCAAUUCUCUCAGGAAAUUGGCAUAGCAUCACUUGGAGCAUCUGAUGAAGCUGUUCAAAAGCUGGCAACUUGCUACUUUUUCACUGUGGAAUUUGGCUUAUGCAAACAAGAAGGCCGGUUGAGAGCCUAUGGAGCCGGUUUGCUUUCUUCUAUCAGUGAACUAAGGCAUGCUUUAUCUGGAAAUGCCAAAUUCAAGCCUUUUGAUCCAAGUGUCACCUGCAAGCAAGAAUGCAUGAUCACUACAUUCCAGGAAGUUUACUUCAUUUCUGAAAGCUUUGAAGAUGCAAAAGAAAAGAUGAGAGAGUUUGCAAAGACCAUUAAACGCCCCUUUGGAGUGAAUUACAACCCAUAUACGCAAAGCAUUCAACUCUUGAGAGAUACAACUGGCAUUGCGAAUGCAGUGAACGAACUACGCCAUGAACUUGACAUCAUCGGUGAUGCCCUCAACAAAAUGGGCAAGCAGCUGGGAAUUUAACUUAUCUUAUGAUCUUUAGCCAGUCUGCACUCAACAAUUAUGGAUUUCGAUCCACUUUAGGUCUGAAAAUAUUCUUUCUGCACUUCAUUUGGAGUGCCACUUCUCAUAAAACCAAAGGAUGAAUGAAAUGGGAACAUCUGCUAGAAGCCUUCAUAUCGAUUUUUAUAUAAGUGUCAUUUUUUUCUUUUUUGGUCCCUCCUCAAUGAUCUACAAACUUAGAUUCCUCUAGAAACAUUGAUAAAGGACGGAUCUUGCAAACUGCAACAGUGGAAAGCUAAUGGUCCAUGUAGUUUAUUAUUCUGGCUAAUAUUGGCUGCUGUUAAGGAACCAGCUCCUACACCAUGUAUUAUACUAUCAUGCAAAAGUCAUACUUCAUCUACAUUUCCUUACUGGUUUCACAUACAUAACUAGAUUUUGAAAUCAAGUGAAUACUUGCAUGUGCAAAUGGGCAAACAUAGAUUAAUAUGCCUAGACAAAACUGUACUGUCUCUUGCUAUCCAAUCAGAUACCAUACUUGUCCAAACAUUGUGUCAUAUUUUAUCAGAAACUGCAUAAACAACUGCAAUCUUUGUUGUCAUCAGCUUUGGGGACAAUGUUAUGCAAGAGCCAUCCUUCAAUUUCAAAAAUCUGAUGUAAUAGAGUCACACACUUGAUACAACUAGAUCUGAAGUAUAAAAACACAUUCAAUCCAGAUUUAAAAUACAGAAAUCUUUCAGUCCUCAUAAAUGAAACUUAUUUAUAAGUUAUCUUCAGACCGAUAUCUGUUGAAUCCCUUAGCACUGGUAUUGUCUGAUCCAUCAAGUGGUGAAAAACUCUGAGAACUCCCCAUAUGUAAUAUGAUGAUAAUGGGAUGGCAAUUCUUAGCUCUUGUUUGGGUUCCCAGUUCCAGCUCAAUGUUUAAAUGGCCAAUGACAAAGCAGUGGUUGGUGCCUUGCCCAGAUUACGUAGGAGCAGCUGAGUCAGAAAUGUUUCCACCAUUUUGAAUUUCCCAUAGUAUUUCAGGUCAAUGAUUCAUAGAGUUUUCUGGAACUGGGAGAAAUUUAAAAUGACACCUGCUCUCUUAACCACUGCUGUCAAAGUAGACCAGUCGACCAAAGUGGGCAACACAUUGCCUUUUAGCAGCUGCUGAGUGCUUCUUGUCUCUUCUAGGAAGUAAACUAUUAUUGAGACAUCAGAAGACAGGUGCCUGUUUUUAAUCUUUGUUUAGAUAUCUCCUUGGAUGUAUAUUUGUAAUUGAUUUGCCUUUUGACAACCCUUAUUUUUUAGGUAACAUACAUUUUUGUCUUGAAAUACACAUCGAAUUAGUUGUUAGAAAUCUUAAGCUUUAAAUAAAGACAGUAAAAACAAAGAGGGAUCAUGAAUCUGACUUCCUUUGCAUUUCUAAAUAAUAGCAUAUGUUGGAAAGAACUGGAUUAUAAUAUGAAUGUAUGUGAUUUAUGGAUUUGGGUUUUUUUAUCCGUAUUAUGCAUGCACUUCAAAAGAAAACAUAAGACCUAGAUACACCUUGACCUGUAGCACUUGGACUUUUUAAAAGAAGUAUUUUUGAGUCAGAUGGCAGUUUUGUACUUGUUUGUGAUCGAUUCAGGGUUUUACUUUUAAGAUGUGUUGUAAGAAUAUUUAACCAUUUAUAUUCACUCUUUUGGAAUAUGUAAACUUCAUAAUCUGUACUAGUUUAGAAUGAUUUAUUGUGGUGCUAGAAUUUUCAAAACUCUAGAGUGUUUGGUCAGUUUUUUCCCAUUUUAAAAACUUGAUGCAAUUUUCAAAUACAAAAUAGAGAAAACGUAACAAGCAAA
Anolis carolinensis (green anole) is the source of this 3365-nucleotide messenger RNA. RefSeq names its product tryptophan hydroxylase 1 (gene tph1). Gene Ontology annotation, biological process: serotonin biosynthetic process; aromatic amino acid metabolic process. Bases 91 to 1572 code for a protein of 493 amino acids. Gene Ontology annotation, cellular component: neuron projection. The record is from RefSeq and is a predicted model, not a curated record. The transcript is spliced from 11 exons. Gene Ontology annotation, molecular function: iron ion binding; tryptophan 5-monooxygenase activity. NCBI's taxonomy places the organism in Eukaryota, Metazoa, Chordata, Lepidosauria, Squamata, Anolidae.